This is a messenger RNA of Patiria miniata (bat star), 5382 nucleotides long. Its product is annotated as inactive rhomboid protein 2-like. Gene Ontology annotation, cellular component: endoplasmic reticulum membrane. NCBI's taxonomy places the organism in Eukaryota, Metazoa, Echinodermata, Asteroidea, Valvatida, Asterinidae. Gene Ontology annotation, molecular function: serine-type endopeptidase activity. The coding region runs from base 620 to 3508 and encodes 962 amino acids. Gene Ontology annotation, biological process: regulation of epidermal growth factor receptor signaling pathway; regulation of protein secretion. The record is from RefSeq and is a predicted model, not a curated record. The transcript is spliced from 16 exons.
AGACAAUAUUACUGUAAGAAAGUACCUUUACGUGCUGAGCACAUGUCCCGGACAGUAUACAUGUCCUGGACAGUAUCGCUAUUGGAAGAGUGAGUUCCCAUGUCUCCACCCACAUACCGUUGCUGUUGCUGAUACCAUCUGUGGAAGUUGCACGCUGCAUGAUUCAUGGUCUUCUGGUAUGGAAAAGUGUUCUACAAGCUAAAAUACCGGUAGCAUAACAAAUUUGUUUGUAACAAGACAAUGUGAGGAAGUGAGGAAGUGCCGGUACUUGUGCUUGUUCAGUAUAAAGUGCCGCCCAGAUGUCCACAGUAUAGUGCUGUGCACAUGUAGUACCACUAGUGAACUAUUAACGGCAGACCAUUACGAGUGCGAUCCCAUGCGUCCACCCACGUAUUGCUGAUGAUACCAUCCUUGGAAGUUGUACACUACGCAGUGUUUGUUCACCUGGUGUAAACCACAUGUAAAUGUAGUAUUUUUCUGUACAUGUUCCGGUACAUGUUUACAAGACAACACCACUAGGAAAUAUUCCUGUUCACAUUCUGGUAGUUGUGCCUGUGAAGGAAUCUCAAUGUUGCCAAAUUGCUAGUGAGUUCUCGUCAGAGUCAGAUACUUUCUCGAGAUGUCGGUGUCGUCCUCGGUUGUGGAGGAGAAGAAGGUGAACCGUGUUUCCUUCCUGGAUCCGGAGCUGGAAGGGAGUAGGAACAGCGCGGUGGGAUCCAGGGAGGAGGAAGAUGGAAGUUCCAGUAAUCGCGAGACGUCUGUCAUUACGGAAGAAGAUGUCGAUGGCUCGGAGGAAAACUUGUUGGAGCAGAAUGCGAGUCGUGUUAAGAGCGUGACAGCCAAUUUCUUUGGCGUGGGUGAUAACGCGCACGAGGAUCAGCGGAGAUGGCAGUCACGACGAUCGCGGCAUCUGAGCCGGCGACACGGAGGCAUCAAGGCUCAUUUAGAGGACGACAUGAUGGAACGAGAGGCCAUGACCAUGGGCAACAUGACCCCAUUGCCGCAUAUUAUUGACCCUUUGGCGAGGCCCAAGAUGAGAACAACGAUGGACGAAACGGACGGGACCCGCCAGCCGCUGAACUCGGCCAUGAGCAGCAUGACAGCCGGCAGCAGCGUGUUCCAGAAGCAGGUAUCGCACCGACUGACCAGGCAACGCAGCAAGAGGCAGUCGGUGGCCAAGAUGGGAUGGGACGUCUUGAGACAAUCCGUCAGGCAACCCAAGACUGCUCCCAAGCAGAGCGUGAGUCAGGACUGUUUGGUGCAGCAGCGGCCGCCGUUACUUCACAGCCGCAGCUUUGCACCAGCCAGCUUGAUCAUCGGUGAAUACGAGGACGAGGAGGAAAUGGACACAACGCCGUUCUUCUCCCCAGGAGUGCUCACAGACGAGCUUGCCGAUGACGUCUUCUUCAGCACCACUUCCCCAAAACACGUCCGGCAGUCCCCCGUGAGGAAGACAGAACCUGCCGCAGCUGCCGCCGCGGCCGCUGUGCCCUGUGACCUGACCGACGAUGACCUCAGGCUACGAGAGGCCGUCUCGCUACCGACUGUCAUGGAAGCAGAAAAAGGUGAGACGGACGAAGCAGCCGCACCCAAAGAACAAGACAUGAAGGAAAUCAAAGCCAAAAUGUCGGCCAGCCUUCCCUACCUCCCCAGCCCCGAGGUCACCGAGGAACUUCCCAAAGAACUCCCCACGACACCCUCCCCGGCAGAGCCACUCCCAGAACCCACCCCAGAACCCACCCCCGAUGAGCCCAGUCAGCCCGCCCCUGAGGUCCAGGAGGCCCCCGCUGUAUUGAGAGUCAGACCCCUGCCUUUGCUACCCACUCAGCGCGUCCCGUCGGCGGGUGAGCCUCUGGACGGGAGAGUGGCCGCAGCCAUGGCACAAAUGAUCCCGACAGGAAUCGGCUGGCGGAAAAAGAACACGGAAGACAAGUUCCGCAUGGCACCGAUCCUAGCUGAAGACUUGCCAGACGCCAUCCUGCCGUCGAUUCGGAGGAACAAGAUUGCCGAGCAGAUCAUGCAGGGGGCGUUUGACAACUCAGACCGGAGGCAAAUUGGAAAGGGACUCGUGGGGAGGGUGCUGAACCGGAGUUACAAAUCCCGGCGGAUGGACAGCAACGUCCGGAAACAGAUCGAGGAGAUUGAGGAUCAUAGGCCUUAUUUUACAUACUGGGUAACAACAGUCCAAAUAGUCAUCGUCAUCGUUUCCAUAGCGUUUUAUGGAUUUGCACCAAUCGGCUUCAGCUAUUCACAGAGGACAGAUCUGGUACAGCAGUCAAACCUGGUGAUACAGACGGUGGGGUACAUGGAACCAGACAACUUUUGGAUCGGCCCCAGACCAGCCGACCUGAUACAUCUAGGUGCCAAGUUUUCACCCUGCAUGCAUAGAGACCGUCAGAUCCACCAAAGCAUCGAUGAUGACAGGGAAUUAGAAAGCACGACGGGAUGCUGUAUAAGAACAGACAAAUCCGGCUGCGUGCAAACCCUCCCAGAAGACUGUCCAACGCGGUUUUCAAAUUUCAUCAAGUGGCCGGAUUCAGCGGAUCCCGAAAAUUCCAGAACGUCUGGGUCUGUCUGCGGACAAGAUCCAAGAUCUUGCACCAACCCGGCCUCGGUCCCUCCCUAUGAGUGGGAGGAUAACAUCAGUAAAUGGCCUAUAUGUUGGGAAAGCUUCGAGAUACCAGACAAGGAGCACACCACAUGCGAACUGACCGGUAGACCGUGCUGCGUCGGUAUCUACGGCAAGUGCAUGAUCGUCAGUAGGGACCAGUGUGCAUUUGUCAACGGAUAUUACCAUGAGGAGGCGACGUUAUGCUCACAGAUAAAUUGCUUGGAUGCCGUAUGUGGUCUGGUGAAUUUUGCCAAUCCGGAAUAUCCAGAUCAGAUCUAUCGAAUCUUUCUCUCGCUAUUUCUUCAUGCUGGAAUCUUCCACUGUAUAUUGAGCGUAAUUAUGCAAAUGACAAUCCUGCGAGACUUGGAGAAGCUUGCCGGCUGCUUUCGUAUCUCCAUCAUCUACAUAUUCAGCGGUAUCGGGGGCAAUAUCACAAGUGCAAUAUUCAUUCCUUACAGGGCAGAGACGGGACCAGCGGGUGCCCAGUUUGGCCUCCUCGCCUGCCUGGUGGUAGAGGUCCUCCAGAGCUGGCAGAUCCUCAAGUCUCCCUUCAAGGCCUUGGCCAAGCUCCUCUUCAUCAUCGCCCUGCUCUUCAUCCUGGGCCUGCUGCCCUGGAUCGACAACUACGCCCACCUGGGCGGCUUCAUCUGCGGCACCUUCCUCUCCUUCACCUUCCUGCCUUACAUCUACUUCGGGGAGUUUGACCGGACCCGUAAGCGCGUCCAGAUCCUGAUCAGCAUCCUGUGUCUGCUGGCCUACUACUGCCUGGUCUUCACCGUCUUCUACCUCCGCCUCCUCAAGGACUGCUCCUGGUGCCAGUACUUCAACUGCGUGCCGCUGACGAGCGACUUCUGCAACGAUAUGGAUCUCAUCCUGGACAAGAUUCCCGUUUUAUGAAGAGCUCUCUCACGCUUCGGGUCGUCAUUUAUGCUUAACAAUGCCACAAGAGGGAGCCCUGAUAAUGGACACCAGAGAAGGCCCCUCAGCUUUGCUGAUUUUAAUAUUCAUGCCCUUGAAGGAUGGUUUUUGCAAUGACACGAAUCUCAUAAAACUUGGGAGGUGAUUCUUUCCUUUGAGGUCGUUAUUUUCUUAAGCUUGACUCAAGAGAAUACACUUUCCAGAAUUUUUUUUUCUUCAAGAGUGUGCUUUAAUUGACAGCUUCAGCAAUUUCAAUAGAUUUGUUUGUCGCUAAAAUAAAGAAAACGAUUCGCAUAAAUGAAUGGAUGGAUUUGCUAACAUCUGCUCAUAGCUUGAACACACGAAGGCGCUCUAUAACAACACAAACCUGAGCCGCAAUUCUUUGGCCACGUCCGAGCUACUUGGCUACGGCUGGGAUUUAUACACAUGCCUAUGGGAAGUGGCUGCAUAGACCUGCAUGUUGUAUCCAGCUGUAGUAGCCCUAGAUGGAUCACGGACUGAUUGCUCAUUUAACACAAGAGGGCGCUCUUUACUGUAUGUAGUACUAGUAAAUGGUGCACCAUUGAUGGCUAUUUUUGGCGACAUGGGUCUCGGCCACUUUGGAGUUCAGGCUUUUUUAACAGGUUUUCCUCGACCAUAAUUUGUAUCUGCUCAAAGUGGGACAAAAGAGGGCGCCCUCCGAAUCCAGCAGUUCCUCGUGGUAAUAAUGUUGACACUUUCUAUUAGACAUAUGAUGUAAGAAAUAGGAAUGAAUACCAGCUAAGCCAGUUAUUCCACAACUUAUAUUUAUUCCCACAAUUUCUCGGCAACAUUUUUCAUACCUGUUCUUGGAGUUGGCCAUUCUCAAAUUGGUACAUGAUAUUUGGAGGCUACUGAAUUUCUCCAAAUUGGUAAAAUAUUUAAAAUUCCCAUUCAGGGUUUUAUCACCGUGAGAUCACUUUUCAAUUUCUUUUUGUAAUAUUUACAUUAAAAAUUAACAACUGCCCAUGUGUAUAUAUACAUCGUUUUGUGCCAAUUCCAUGCAGCCAAAAAAUUUGAACGGAUUUUUUCAAGGUUUCCAUUUCGAUAAUUCCUCUUAUCAUAUUUUGUUUUCUCAAGCACAGGCAAUUACCUUUUUUUUUUAAAUAUUGAAAAGUUUUCAUUGCUUUCACUACUAUCCGUGUAAAGAAUUUUUAAAAAAAAUAGCCACAAAUAGAACAACACAAAACAGCUCAUCAACUGGUACAAAAGAAUUGUUGAAAACAAAGCGUCAUCUCAAUUUCACUGAAUUUAUUAUAACAACUGCUGGUUUUUUAUUGUACAGUAAGAACAAAAUAUACACGCAUUUACAUUCCUGGGUUUUUUGUACAAUGGUAUGUAUGUAUAUAUACAUGUACAAGUAAACGUAUUUACAAGUUAUGUAUAAAAAAAUCCUUAUUUGAAAAAUCAAGGUUUUUUACAUUAUAUACAUCAUUGUAGACGCCAUGUACAGUUUAAAUUAUAGUUCACAACCAAUUUACAGUUGCCAUAUUAUGUUGAAACAAUUUUUUUUUUUAAAUAUGAAAUACUGUACAUAUAUUUGCACCAGUGUGUUCGACCAUUUACACUUAAAACUUUAAAAAAAAAUGUGCCACUUUACAAAGUCACAAUUGUGACAGGUGUUAUAGAAAAUGAGAUUUAUACACUAAAAAGAGGUUGUAUACUUAAAAAAAAAAACAAUGAUAAAAUGUACAUUUAUGGAAAGCCUCAUAGUUUGGUCAAAAGCACUCAUGUGUGAAAGUGCGUGCCUAGCGUGUCUUUCCGGGCAUUGAAUUUUACAGAAGAGAAAUUUGAAAUAAACUGAAAUAAAAGGUAAAUGUUUUCCCUUUCCUUUC